AUGGCUGAAGCUGACGACAAGAUUCAAUUUAUCAUGCGGGCUGUUAGGGACUUUCGCCAGCACUUUCCUGGCGAGGAUGGCAAUCAUCAUCCUGGAAACUUUGAAUGUUACAUCUGCUUUCGAGUUCGGUCUCCGGAACUCUUUGAUUUGGCGCAGCCCCUGCAUGCUUACAUUGACCCGCAGGGCAAUUGGCUCGCGCACACUGUCCCUUGCGGCCAAAACGUCCGCUUGUUAUCAACAACCAACGGCUUCGGACCGUGCGAGAUACUGAAGUUCAAACAGCACCUUUGUCGGCCUCAUGGAGUUUCAAAGAGCGAGUGUCGAUUCUUUUGCGCAGACACUUCGAUUGGUCUCUAA
Akanthomyces muscarius is the source of this 357-nucleotide messenger RNA. RefSeq lists its product as uncharacterized. NCBI's taxonomy places the organism in Eukaryota, Fungi, Ascomycota, Sordariomycetes, Hypocreales, Cordycipitaceae. The transcript has 3 exons. Bases 1 to 357 code for a protein of 118 amino acids. The record is from RefSeq and is a predicted model, not a curated record.